Molecule: messenger RNA, 1383 nt
Organism: Diplodia corticola
Lineage: Eukaryota; Fungi; Ascomycota; Dothideomycetes; Botryosphaeriales; Botryosphaeriaceae
Product: glycoside hydrolase family 6 protein
Exons: 5
Coding region: 1-1383 (460 amino acids)
Biological process (GO): cellulose catabolic process
Cellular component (GO): extracellular region
Molecular function (GO): hydrolase activity, hydrolyzing O-glycosyl compounds; cellulose binding
Source: RefSeq, a predicted model, not a curated record
AUGAAGCAAUCUGCAGCCCUCGCCCUCGCGGCUGUGUUGCCGUCUGCCUACGCAGCUGCCGGCGCUGCUUAUGCUCAGUGUGGCGGUUCGGACUGGACCGGAGACACCACGUGCGUUUCAGGCUACGCCUGCUCCAAGGUCAAUGAGUACUACAGCCAGUGCUUGCCCGGAGCUGCCGCCACUACCGGCGCCGCAACGACUGCAGCGACUGCAGCUCCCACGACGCUGAAGACGAGCACGAGCGCCGCCGGAGCCACUACCACGGGCGCAACCGCAACGACGCAGCUCGCCGACACUGCCAACCCGCUUGCUGGCUACAGCUUCUACGCCAACGCGUACUACUCGUCCGAGGUUAUCAGCAGUGCUGUCCCAUCCCUGGAAGCCGCUGGCAGCACCGAGCUGGCAGCCAAGGCCACCAAGGUUGCCGAUAUCCCCAGCUUCUACUGGCUGGACACGCGGGCCAAGAUUCCCAUGAUUGACGAUUUCGCCAAGGACGUGCAGACCAAGAACGCGGCUGGCGCGAAGUUGACUCUGCCCCUGGUAGUGUACGACCUUCCAGACCGCGACUGCGCAGCCGCUGCUUCCAACGGAGAGCUCGCCAUCGCCGACGAUGGCGUGAACAUUUACAAGACGGAGUACAUCGAUGAGAUUGUCAAGAAGGUCAAUGCCUACCCCGAUGUCUUCUUCACCUUGGUCAUUGAACCCGACUCCCUCGCCAACUUGGUGACCAACCUGAACGUGGCCAAGUGCGCCAACGCGGAAUCGGCGUACAAGGAGAGCAUCGAGUACGCGAUCAAGGCGCUCAACCUCGACAACGUGGCCAUGUACCUCGAUGCGGGCCACGCAGGCUGGCUGGGCUGGCCUGCUAACCAGCAGCCGACGGCGGACCUGUUCGCGGAGGUGUACAAGGCAGCGGGCAGCCCGAAGGCGGUGCGCGGACUGGCGACGAACGUGUCCAACUACAACGCGUGGAGCAUCGCGACGUGCCCGUCGUACACGCAGGGCAGCACCAUCUGCGACGAGAAGCGGUUCAUCAACGCCCUCGGGCCGCUGCUCGACUCGGCCGGCUACCCCGCGCACUUCAUCGUCGACCAGGGCCGUUCCGGCAAGCAGCCCACGGCGCAGGAGGCGUGGGGUGACUGGUGCAACGUCAAGGGCACCGGCUUCGGUCUGCGCCCGACCACCGAGACGGACGAUCCGCUGCUCGAUGCCAUUGUCUGGGUCAAGCCUGGCGGCGAGGCUGACGGCACCUCGGACACGUCGGCGACGCGCUACGACUCGCACUGCGGCGCCAACAGCGCGCUCAAGCCUGCGCCUGAGGCCGGCACCUGGUUCCAGGACUACUUCGUCCAGCUUCUCACGAACGCCGACCCGGCUUUCUAG